CUGAGAACAGAAACAUCCUGGCAGGAUUGCCCAGACAGGGUUGAUCAGGAAGAACAGCUUGGCCGGACAACAGAGUUGGGAAACAUCGAAGGAGAAAAAAAACUCUCCUCAAAGAAUUGUGAUCAUAAAAGGGAAAAAGGAGUGGGGGGCUAACUCCCCAAACGACCACGCGAGACCCCCGCGCAUGCGUAGUGUAGUUUUGCAAGGCCAGCGUUAUGUAAAUGCAGUAGCUAGGCGGAGAGGCGGAGAUUUCCCGGAAAAUGUAUGAAUAUUCAUGUCUUAAGGUACAUAAAAGAUGAACUUUUGUUUUAGGGUAUGCACGACAGGCGGAGCUAUCCCCCGUGCAUCCAGCGCCGUAAUAAAGAACGCCUGCUUUCUAAUACUAGAAAUGGAGUAUUGGAGAGUUUAUUAUCCCAUAUUUGUUGACAGUUUCUGGUGACCCAGGUGGGACACUGCUUCUGAACCUGGAUGGAUCCGCGGGAUCAUAGGACCUCCAACCGGCACCGAGGGAUUUUCGGGGACAACCUCUGAUCCCCGGACUGAAGAGCUCUGAGCAAGACCCCUGGGAAGGUUUCACCUGGCUCCGGGAGUCCUCGACCAACAUUUGGGAUCCUGGAAGAGACCGGCGGGAUACUUUUCCAAACAGCUGGAUGACGUGAGUAAAGGCUGGCCGUCCUGCCUCCGGGCUGUAGCGGCGACGGUAUUGGUGAUUCAAGAGGCCCGGAAGUUCGCUAUGGGGUAACGGAUGACCAUGUCCAUGCCCUGUAUGCUGACAGCAGUACUGGAGCAAAAGGAAAUCACUGGUUAUCACCGAGCAGAAGGAUGAAAUAUCAAGCCAUCUUAUUGGAGAUGGAUGAUGGGAACCUAAAGGUUGCAGGGAAUCCAUUAUACUCGAGUAAAACCAGCAUCAGACCCAAAAGAACCUCAGUGGAAGGUCACCUCGUCAGAUCAAGAUCCUCUCCGAAUAAAAUUCAAAAAUCAACAUGAAAAUCAGCCAGACAUACAUAGAUGACGAGUUUGAGACCCAACGGAAAGGAAUCAAUUCGAUCGAGAGGGCAGCGGACGAGUGGGAAAAACGAAAGGAGUCUUCCCACUCGUGGUGGAAUUGGUUAAUCUCACGGCUCCCAAACCUAACGUGGCUGAAGAAAUUAUUUGUGCCACCAAUGGCCGAGAGUCACCCAGAGGCACCGGGCACUGGUCUGCGGGGCCUUGUCCCCCCAUCGCACUUCGUGCUCCGUCCCCCCGGCCCCAGCACCAGGACCCUGGAGGCGGAGCUUGAGGCUGAGAAGAGGCGGGGCCAGGCCUUGGAGGCGGAGCUUGAGGCUGAGAGGAGGCGGGGCCAGGCCUUGGAGGUGGAGCUUGAGGCUGAGAGGAGGCGGGGCCAGGCCUUGGAGGCGGAGCUUGAGGCUGAGAGGAGGCGGGGCCAGGCCUUGGAGGCGGAGCUUGAGGCUGAGAGGAGGCGGGGCCAGGCCUUGGAGGCAGAGCUUGAGGCUGAGAAGAGGCGGGGCCAGGCCUUGGAGGCGGAGCUUGAGGCUGAGAGGAGGCGGGGCCAAGCCCAGGGGGCGGAGCCUGAUGGGGAGCAGCCCCUGGAGGAGUGCCAGGCUCAGGUGCUGCUCCAGGCCCGGCUCAGCGCUCUUGGCCACAUCCUGACCCUGCAGGAGCAUGAGCUGAGCCGUGAGCUUCCUCCCACUGGAGUGCCCAUGGCGGUGACCCCCCCCCGGCUGCAGGCACUCCUGGGGCGCUGGCGGCAGAAGGUCUUCGCCCUCCUGGUGCAGCUGCGGGUGCAGGAGGAAGCGCAGCGGGUGCUGCGGGCACAGGUGGGGGCACUGGGGGCGGCAGUGGCAGCGGGGACACGCCGGGUGACGCGGCUGGAGCUGAGCCUGCGCGAGAGAGCGGCCACCGCCGAGCUGCAGCGUCGGGACACCAAGCGCCUGGCGCAGGAGGUGACACGGCAGCGGGGACGGGCAGAGGCGGCUGAGGAGGCACUGGGGGGAUUGGCCCGGGCGGCCGCAAGGCUGGCCGGGGUGGUGACAACACGCGAGGCCGAGGUGACAGCAGCCACCAGGACCAUGGUCACCCUCAGCGCCCGUCUGCGCCGGGCAGGACGGCAGCUCCGCGUCCUCCAGGCGGGUGGCCCUGGACUCACCCUGUCCCCAGGGCUGGUGACCCUGGUGUCACCCUGUUCCCUGUCCCCAGGGCUGGUAGCCCCCCCGGCGGUGGCCUCGGACUGUCCACGGUGGCAGCAGGACCUGGCGGGGGAUGACUCGGUGGCCAAGGUGACAGGCAGCACCCAUCUGCUCACAGGGACGGUGGCCAGGGUCCGGCACAGCGCGGUGGCCCCGGGGGUGGCUGAGGAGGUGACACACGGCCAGGUGAUAAAGGACAAGGUGGUGCGGGACAAGAUGGCACGGGACGAGGCCACCCCCCGUGGAGACAGGACGGGUCCCCCCCUGGGCAGAGUUUCCCCUCCGAGCCCCCAAUGUCCCCCCCCGUGUCCCUCCAGCAGCUCUGGGCUCCCUCGUGACGCAACUGCAGGCGCUGGGCGCCGCCAUCCUCGGGGACGAUGGUGACAUCGGUGACCCCCCUUGACCCCCCCCCAACCCUGCUGCGGACCCAGGCAUUGGGGUGAGUCCCUCCCAUCACCCCACCCAGUGCGGAGAGGACCAGUUUGGCCCAGUCUGGCACUGGUGUGACCCACGUGUCACCAAAUGUCACUUCCCAGAUGUCACUCAGCUCCCGCGCAGGUUUGUGGCUAACGCAGUUUGUGCCGUGGGACGCGGGGGGACACGGGCUCUGCGCCGGAGGAAGGAUGAACGCUUGCAUCAUCACCUGGGCGGCUCCUUUUGCUCACAGAUGCACAAAUUAACAAAUUAGCGACUUUUAAGUGAUACAACUUGAUGAUUUGAGCGGUGAAUAAGCAGAUUUGGGUCAUAAACUGCUCCGUGCAAAGGGGAUCGAGCCCUUGUUAGUUCAUUAUAUUUCUUAACGAGCACAUAAAAUUGAAUUUUGAGAGAUGCAAAUGGACCGUGAUGUUUUAUCGGUGGCAGAAGCGGGAUCUCUUCCCCGUGUUCCUAAAAAGGACUCGCUUCCGUUCUCUUCUCUUCUAGUUCCUGCGCGGGUAGCGGAAAGAAGGCAGCAGAAGCAGACGUGAGCUAAAAUCCCUUUUAUUGUCAGAAAUAAGGUGCCUCUCGGCCGGGAGCCCGCGAAGGAUCCUGUGUUACACUCUUGAUUCCUUUUAUACAAUUUUAAGACCACUCACGUGCUCAUUUUUUCACGCCAUCGCUUGUUACUGUUCACUUCGGAGUAUUUGUUCACGCAAACGCUCUGCGCAAGCGAGCUUAAUGCAUAUUUCUUAGCUGAAUUUGCACUAUUUUUGUGGCAACUUUGCUGCUUUCAGCCCGUUUUGGUCUGGUCUCUUCCAACAAGAUCCUCUUGUAGAGGCGAGGUUGGUCAAGCUCAUCCUUGGAGCUUCAUGAAAGACAGGUCCUGCUUGACCAACCUGAUCUUCUACGACAAGGUGGAUGAGGGAAAGGCUAUGGAUGUUCUCCCUGGACUUCAGUAAAGCCUUUGGUGCCGUUUCCCACAGCGUUCUACUGGAGAAACUGGCUGCUCGUGGCUUGGGUGGGUAAAAAAAACUGGUUGAAUGGCUGGGCGCAAAGAGUUGUGGUGAUUGGAGUUACACCCAGUUGGCGGUCGGUCACAAGCGGUGUUCUCCGUGGCUCAGUCCUGGGGCCGGUUCUCUUUAAUAUCUUAAUGAUCUGGAUGAGGCGAUCGAGUGCACCCUCAGUAAGUUUGACGACAACACCAAGUUGAGUGGAAGUGUUGAUCUGCUGGAGGGUAGGAAGGCUCUACAGAGGGAUCUGGACCGAUGGGCCGAGGCCAACUGGAUGAGGUUCAACAAGGCUCAGUGCCGGGUCCUGUCCUUGGGCCACACCAACCCCAGGCAACGCUACAGGCGUGGGGAAGAGCGGCUGGAGAGCUGCCCGGUGGAAAAGGACCUGGAGGUGUUUGUCAACAGCCGGCUGAACGUGAGCCAGCAGCGUGCCAAGGUGGCCAACGUUGAGGUGCUGGAGCGUGUCCCAAGACCGGCAACCGAGUGGUGAAGGGUUCAGAGCACGAGUCUGAUGAGGAGCAGCUGAGGGAACUGGGGUGGUUGAGUCUGGAGAAGAGGAGGCUGAGGGGAGACCUGAUCGCUCUACAACUCCCUGAAAGGAGGGUGUAGCCAGGUGGGGGGUCGGUCUCUUCUCCCAAGGAACAAGCGAUAGGAAGAGAAGAAAAGUCCUCCAGUUGUGCCGGGGGAGGUUUAGAUUGGAUAUUAGGAAAAAAUUCUUCACUGAAAGGGUUGUCAGUCCCUGGGCCAGGCUGCCCAGGGCAGCGGUGGAGUCCCCAUCCCUGGAGGGAUUUAAAAGACGUGGAGAUGUGGUGCUUGGGGACGUGGGUGAGUGGUUGGGCUUGGGAGUGUUGGGUUAACGGUUGGACUUGGUGAUCUGAAAGGCCUUUUCCAACCUAAAUGAUUCUAUGAAUUCCCCCCUUUUUGUGCAAACUUUAAAUUGGAGCAGAAUAGUAUUUAUAUCCAUCAAUUUGAGCAAGACAGGCUGAGUAUAUUUGAGUGAACCAGCAGAAUGCGAUCCCUAAACCAAAUAAAAAUCUUAAUAUCAAACCGACAAAUUGUUUUGAUGUUGGGGUAAUACAAGGAAAUAGGU
This is a messenger RNA of Grus americana (Whooping crane), 4703 nucleotides long. Its product is annotated as coiled-coil alpha-helical rod protein 1-like. Gene Ontology annotation, cellular component: centriole. The transcript is spliced from 17 exons. Bases 984 to 2570 code for a protein of 528 amino acids. NCBI's taxonomy places the organism in Eukaryota, Metazoa, Chordata, Aves, Gruiformes, Gruidae. Gene Ontology annotation, biological process: cell differentiation; protein export from nucleus. The record is from RefSeq and is a predicted model, not a curated record.